CAGUUUAACCCAAUAAUCAAAAUGGCGAGUCUUAUCAGCGCAGCGAGCCAAGCUGUAAAUAUUGACAACGACCGCAUGUUAAAACCGGUACCAUAUAUCCGAGAAGUCAACACCGAUUUGGUUCAGAUAUUUUUGAAAGUCUAUCUGAGGCUAAGUUCCAAUUUAAAGUUACAAAGACAACACAAGAUACGUCGGCUUAAAUAAUUACGUGAUGAGAAGGAUACUCGACUAGGUUCAUCACUAGUCUGUGAAGUAGUCACGCUUCACCCCGUCUUGUGAUGCGGACUCAUGAUUGAGUACGCGAGCGCCUCAGUGGCUGUAGAAAGCUGAUUUGCGACUAUAAAUCCACCACUCGCCUGCCCGCACCACCAUUGUCUCACAGAUCGUCCUCUGAACUCCAAGUGUCAUUACAUCUCAUCUCAGCCUCACAACAAUUAGAAUAAAAUAAAGACUAGUUUUAAACAUCUUCUGAAUUAAGUUCGAUUAUUUUAUGAUAUAACAGUGCCUGUGUAAAAUGGACGCGCAACAGUUUCGUGAGUUUGGCAAGGCGGCUAUUGACUUGCUAGCUGAUUACGUUGAGAACAUUAGAGACAUUGAUGUCUUGCCGUCGGUGGAGCCUGGGUACUUGCUGGAUUCUCUGCCUGAAGAUGCACCAGAACAGCCGGAAGAUUGGAAAGACAUUCUUAAAGACUUCAACCAAGCUAUCAUUCCAGGGAUUACACAUUGGCAUUCACCGCGAUUCCACGCCUUUUAUCCCACGGGUUCAUCGUAUGCCAGCAUCGUUGGGAACAUGCUUAGCGAUGGACUUUCUGUUAUUGGAUUUAGUUGGUUAGCAAGUCCCGCGUGUACAGAACUUGAAGUUGUCACUAUGAACUGGCUGGGAAAACUGCUUGGUAUACCAGAAGAGUUUCUACAUUGCUCUAGUGGACCUGGAGGGGGUGUUAUUCAGGGCUCUGCCAGUGAAGCCACGCUAGUGGGACUUUUAGCAGCUAAAGAAAAAACCGUUCGUAAGCUAAUGAAAAACAAUCCCAGCCUGGAUGAAGAUGAAAUCAAACCAAAACUAGUGGCAUAUACCUCCGAUCAAUGUAACUCAUCAGUAGAAAAAGCAGGUUUACUGGGAUCAAUGAAAAUGCGGUUACUAAAGGCAGACGCUGAUGGUAGGCUGCGUGGAGAGACACUGAAAAACGCGUUUGAAGAAGACAGGGCUAAAGGUCUCAUUCCUUGUUACGUCAUCGCAAAUGUUGGCACUACAGGAACUUGUGCCUUUGACCCCUUAUACGAAUUAGGACCAGUAUGCAAUGAAGCUGAUGUAUGGCUACAUGUCGACGCCGCCUAUGCAGGAGCAGCAUUCAUAUGCCCAGAAUACAGGCAUCUGAUGAAGGGCAUUGAAUACUCUGAUUCCAUCGAUGUAAAUGCUCACAAAUGGUUGCCAGUGAGCUUUGACUGUUCCGCAAUGUGGGUUAAAGACGGCUACGAUCUUGUGAAAGCGUUUGAUGUACAACGGAUUUAUUUGGAUGAUGUGAAAACAGAAACUAAAAUUCCUGAUUACCGUCACUGGCAAAUACCUUUAGGUCGCAGAUUUAGAGCUCUCAAAUUAUGGACUGUUAUGAGGAUUUACGGCGCCGAAGGCUUGAGGAAACACAUCAGGGAUCAGAUAUCCUUGGCUCAAUAUUUUGCUAAACUUGUGCGAGCAGACGAAAGAUUCUUAGUUGAACCAGAGCAAUCUAUGGGUUUGGUAUGCUUCAGACUGAAAGGUGGGGAUAAAAUCACUAAGCAAUUACUAGAAAAUUUGACUGAGAAGAAAAAGGUUUUCAUGGUAGCUGGUACAUACAGAGAGAGAUAUAUGAUCAGAUUUGUUAUUUGUUCUCGUCUGACUAAGAAGGAGGACAUUGACUUCAGCUGGAAACAUAUAAAAGAUGAAGCAGAUCUCCUUUGCUCUGACAAAAUACACACCAAAGCUCAAAUUCCAGCUAUUGAUCAAAUAGUAGCCAGAGAUGUCUGUGAGAAGUCCAAAUAAUUAUUAUAAACAUUAAUUUUCAUAUAAUAAUAUUAGGAAAGAAUUUUCUAAAGAGGCAAAAUAUUUUUUUAGCUCAAGUUGAUGCAGGCAUCCGCUAUAAAAAUAAUAUUAUCAUACGUCAUUUUGAAAAUUUGGGGUAAAGCAAACGAUUUUUUUGUUGAAAAAACAAUAUUUACAUAAAACAAGUACUUCUAGGCGGAUGCAGUUGCUAACAAAUAUGCUAUAGUGUGAUACUGUAUACGAGUAGGUUUAAUAUUAGUUUACCUUAAAGCAGGUCUGAGAAGAGCGGAAUAACAGUUCUAGUUAGUACCUAAGAUAAACAUUUCACAUUAAAAUGUGCAAAAUUACAUUAACUUGCCUUGUGACCUCACUUAACAGACCCUGAGUCCCAAAUACUUCAGCAAAAGUAUUGCCGUUCUGGAGCAGAAGGGGCCAAAUGACUCACGUAUUACUGGCUGAAAAUUUGAAGUAUAAAAACAAUUCCUUUAAAGUCUAAAAUCCUCAUAUCUUUUUGAAUUAAAGGAACAACAACACAUAUUGGUAUUGCUGGUUUGGUUAUAUAUUGUGAUAGGUUUGCGUCAAAAUUUGUUUAAUCUUAAGCUAGGAUAAUAAAUAAAAAGUGAUACAAUUACA
Trichoplusia ni (cabbage looper) is the source of this 2650-nucleotide messenger RNA. Its product is annotated as alpha-methyldopa hypersensitive protein-like. The transcript is spliced from 5 exons. The record is from RefSeq and is a predicted model, not a curated record. Gene Ontology annotation, biological process: amino acid metabolic process; catecholamine metabolic process. Gene Ontology annotation, molecular function: aromatic-L-amino-acid decarboxylase activity; pyridoxal phosphate binding. Bases 515 to 2017 code for a protein of 500 amino acids. Lineage: Eukaryota; Metazoa; Arthropoda; Insecta; Lepidoptera; Noctuidae.